GCCGGUGUGGAGGCUCUUAAAGCGGCCAGCGCGUGCUGGCCGCUGAGUGGCAGGGAGCUGAGUCGGACGCCACCGCGCGCCAGCCAGGCACUGGGCACGUCUUUCUGCCGGCUGCCUUUGAAUCUCUGCUCUUUGGGGAAUAAACAGAUCCUGGCUUUCUCUACAAGCAAAUCUAAGUGCCGGGGAGUGGAGUGGAUCCUUGGUCCAAGGCAGAACGGGGACGCCGGGGGUGUCCUCCGCCGUUAGAGUUGGGAAUUUGCAGCCUGAGACUGCACGUGGCAAAUCUUGUCGCCAAACGGGCCUGCUCAGAGCGGCGUGGAAGUCGGGCGAGGCUGGAAGCAGCAUGGCAGGCUCAAACGCCAGCCACUCAGCGCGCUUUGCCAGGGCGGCUAACCAAGGCUCGGCACGAUGAUAGCUCCGUGCUGCUGCCCUCAUUUUACCGCUGGGGAAACCGAGGCAGGGCGCAUGGAAGGGACAUGCCCAGGGUGUCAGUGGCAGAGCUGAGAAUUGGACCUAGGAAUCCAGAUGAUGAGAUCCUGCGCCAUGGGCGGCCGGGUCGAGCCCCUGAGCCCCCUGACCCGCUGGUACAUCUACGCCAUCCACGGGUACUUCUGCGAGGUGAUGUUCACGGCCACCUGGGCCUUCGUGGCCGAGCGGGACUGGAAGUUCCCGGGCGUCACCAGCGUCUGGGCCCUGUUCAUCUACGGCACGUCCAGCCUGGUGCUGGAGCGGAUGUACCUGCUGCUGCAGGGCCGCUGCCCCCUGCUGAGCCGCUGCCUGUGUUACACCCUCUGGAUCUACCUGUGGGAGUUCGCCACCGGCUACCUCCUGCGCCGGUUCGAUGCCUGCCCCUGGGACUACAGCCACUUCCGCUACCACCUCAUGGGGCUGGUGACGCUGGAGUACGCCGUCUUCUGGUUCCUGGGCUCCCUGGUGCUGGAGAAGCUGAUCAUCGGGAACACCCUGCGGCUGCGGCUGGAGGGGCCAGGCCCCCCGGCCCCCACCGCCAGCUGCCUUGCACCCCGCAAGGACACCUGAGCACGGCGCAGGCUGGGGCCCGGCUGCCCCUCUCCGGACCAUCCUGCUGCAGCUCCCGGAGCUGCCUGACGCUCAACCCGGGGGGCGGCCUGGCGGGGUGGGGAUGAAGCUCUGAUCAUCCCGUCCUCGCUCACUUCCCGCCCCCAAGACCCUCCCGCUGGCCGGACGACUCCUGCUGCAUGGAACCCACCUGGCAUUCUGUCCGUCCCCCAGUGCCAAUGCAGGGAGAUUCCCCAGGGACCAGGUCUGCCAGGAUGGACCCUGGGCCCAGUUCUCAGCCCCACACACACCCCCUCCCUGUGCUUGCUGGCAGUAUGGGGCGCAGGUGGCUUUUAGCCCCCGGUGGUGCUCUCCCCGCCCAUUCUGGGCCCAGCAGCCGGGGUCGGCUAUGUUUCUCCACAGCCGGUCCAUGCACCGGCACCGGUCCCUGACAUCUGCCUGACGCAAUUUAGGAAGGCAGCAAACUGGUCCCGGGUAUCAAAAGGGUUGAGAAACACGGGGAUAGAGCAACCUCGGGGCUGCUCUGAAUGGGUCUCUGCGUCCUAUGGGCCCUGGGGGGCAGAGAAUAGCCACAGCCCAGUGCCCUCCAGCCAUGCCCCCGACCCCCCCAGACAUGAUGGAGGGUUGUGCUCCACACCAGGUGCGAAGACCCUCUUUAGGGGGUGGAAAUCUCAGGGGCAGGGGGCUCUGUUCCCCCCAGGGCUGCAUAAAGGACUCUUUGCAAUUAUUCUUUUCCCCCCCCCGGGGGGGGCAGCUGCUCUUCUUGGGUGUUGCUGCUGAAAGCUGGGGGUCCCCUUUUGCUGCUAGCUUUUUCUCAUGAUCGUGGCUCUGAUGGGGGCCAAAGUCACCCCCCAACUCAGGGAUUGGCCACAGUUCUGUUCACUCAGGUGUUGGGGAUGCAGCCUGUCAUUAAAAAGUUCUUUUGUCACUUGGCAAUGAUAGAGAAACAAAUUGGUGAUUAAUGCACUUCCUCAAUCUUCUCCUUCCCCUGGCCCCCACCUUGAAAACCAAUUCCUCUCCCCCCCGCCCCCACCAUGCACCAGCAGCAGGCCCCGGAGCAGAGCGCACAGACAGGGUACGGAGCUCCCAAACAGGAUCUGCAACAGAUCGGCAGGGUAAACCGGCGGUGGCAGCUAGGUUCAGCUCCCACCCAUCCAGUCCCGGGAGGAAUUUAGGGCUGGGAAGAGCUGGGUGGAUAAGAGAGACAAAUGACCCCCUUUGAAGGCAGCCCAAGUUGGCAGGGAGCUGGGAAGCCAGCUAAGGGGAGCAGGGAUGGGCCCCGAUAGGUUAGUUGCAUUAUGGUGGCAGCUGGGGCCCUGACGGAGAAGGGCCCUCCAUUGUGCCAGGCGCUGCACAGAGCCUGACUGAGAUCAGGGCCCCGUUGCUCUGGGCGCUGCACAGACCCCAACCGAGAUCAGGUUAUAUGGCCCCGUUGGUCUGACGCAGAGCAGAGGGGACGGGACACCGGGCUAGAUGGGCCCCUUGAGCUGACGCAGAGCAGGGAGGAUGGGAUACCGGGCUAGAUGGGGCCGUUGUUCUGAUCCUCCUACUCCAAUCCCACUACCAGGAGUGGGGAGGAGGUUUUUGGAGCUUUUUUCGUGCCCGUCUGGGGCUCCCAGGUGCUGCCAUACCACACCUAAUAAACAGGAACUAUUCUUUCCUCUUUUACCCAAUGAUUAUGUUUCAUAAUGUGUUUAUCUGAUGAGGCGACCUGGCAGUUCAGCUGGGGCAAA
Dermochelys coriacea (leatherback sea turtle) is the source of this 2771-nucleotide messenger RNA. Its product is annotated as transmembrane protein 229B-like. NCBI's taxonomy places the organism in Eukaryota, Metazoa, Chordata, Testudines, Dermochelyidae. The transcript has 4 exons. The coding region runs from base 526 to 1038 and encodes 170 amino acids. The record is from RefSeq and is a predicted model, not a curated record.